Messenger RNA from Spirometra erinaceieuropaei, 3466 nucleotides. The record is from the annotation of a GenBank genome assembly. NCBI's taxonomy places the organism in Eukaryota, Metazoa, Platyhelminthes, Cestoda, Diphyllobothriidea, Diphyllobothriidae.
AUGUACGUCGAUUGGGCAGUGAAUAUUGUACGGUGUAUCUCUGAGAAGAUAUGGCAGUGGAAUUCAGUGGAGGAGGAGGAGCUUGAGGGGAGGCAGGAGGAGAGACAAGAGAAGGAGGAGCAGCGCGAGGACAAGGAGGAAGGAGAGCUUGAGAAGGAGCACCAUGAGAAGGUAAGGGAGGAGGAAAUGGAAGAGGAGAAGGAGAAGAGGGUGAAGGGGAGGCAGAAGCGCGACAGGGAGAUGAAGGAACAUGAGGAGGAGCAGGAGGAGAAGGAGGAUGAGGCGGAGGACGUGUUUUGUAAGACUCGUUUGAUAAUUACUGAGCAUAACUUCUCAUAGAAGUCGUUGUAGCAUUUGACUGAACUUUUCAGAUAAAUGUAGGCGCAGGUAUCAACAUUGCAGUGAGCUAGAUUCUCCUAAAAAAUAAUCAGAACAGUGUUGUAUAUCAGUACCAAAUACUUAGUGCCAGGCAAGGCUCUUGAAUAUUAGCCCAGGAUCUUAAAAUUUCCACAAAUUCCCAUUCAAUUGCGCUUUUCGGUAUGGGCCUCUUCGUCAAAGGCAAUCGACAUAGACCCCGCUGCAAAUUUACCACAACAAAAACAGAACACAAAGUCGAUAGAUAGAAUCACUUUGCCUUAAAAUUCUGAUUUAAAAGUUACAAAGGCAGCUAAAUGAGGGGGAGGCGAAAUAGAAGGAGGUUGACUGGGAGUAGAUGUGUUGAAGUCUCUAAGCUUCGAAACUUCUGGCGUGUCAGUAUAUUAGGAAGUAAAUAAAUAGAAUUUCCCUUAUCGGAAUUCGUUUAAGAUGUGCAGGAGCAGGAGCAGAAAGAGGAGGAGGAGGACCUGUUUUGUAUGUCUCGUUUAAUAAUUACUGAGCAUUUCUUCUCAUUGAAGUCGUUGGAACAUUUGACUGAACUUAACAGAUAUGAGUAGGCGCGGGUAUCAACAUUGCAGUGUGUUAGAUUCUCCCGAAAUAAAGAAGAAGAAGAAGAUGUGCUGAAGUCUCCAAGCUUUGAAACUUCUGGGGUGUCAGUAUAUUAGGAAAUGAGUAAACCAGAGUUUCCCAGAGUCGUUUGGAUGUGCACAACCUCAAGCUUUGCUAGUCUUAGAAGAAUAUUCCCACUCCUAUAGACGCAAUCUACGCAGGGCAUGGUUUUGAAGUUAAUAUCGUCAAUGAUAUUUAACGGGUGCGGUAGGUGACACCGUCACCAUCGUCGCUAGCUUUUGCAUUUAGUCUGAGACAAACAAGCCACCUCUAAGCCCUCCACCACUUGAAGGAUAUAUGGGAGGCAGACGGAUCCGGCUCCAGUCGAUGGCUUCAAUAGCCUUAUAAGGUAUCCGACGCGACACAUAUUGAGACCUGGAAGGCUGAAGAAAUUGUCAUAAAGUAAAAGCAGGCCUAGUCAUCCCGUCCUAACACAAGCCACAUCACAGUAUUAAUUUUCUUGAUAUGCAUUUCUACGAAGGCAGCCCCGUAAUCUAGUUGGAAUGCGCACAUGCGGAAUAUGACAUUGGCAAUGGCCGUAUGCCACGAUAGACCCUGCGGUCCAUAUGACCUGCGAGUCACCGAAACGAUCACCACCACCACCACCACCACCACCACCACCACCACCACCACCACCACCACCACCACCACCACCACCACCACCACCACCACCACCAUCAAAAACAACGACGACAACAACAACACCAUCUCCACUUCUGCCUCUCUGAUAUACAGCAGUGCUUCUACUUCUUCCCACAACGGAUGAUCUGUUCGCAAUCCGCGUAUGUAUUUCAGAUGAUGUCGAGCUUCAAUGCGCGGAAGAGUGCUGGGAAUUUGUAGAGGAAUGCGUCAUAGACUCCACCGGUCUGUCGGACGAGAAAGUUGCAGAGGAACCCCCGCUGACAGCAGCAGUUCAGGGUAGGCAUUAUCUAUGUUACGUCAAACACCUUUUCUCUGCUAUUGCAUUGACAAGCAUUUGUAUCAUAUGAUGUGUAGUCAAUAAGAGCGUCCGCGGCUCACACACACACACACACCAUACUACCACGGAGGCUGUAGUUACCUGCUAGCCUAUUGGCCCUCUGUAACACGACCCAGUGUUAGUUGCGGGGAGAACGCUUCUUACUGAUAUGGAAAAGUUCAUCUACGGAGCCAGGCGUCGGCAAUGGCUUUACGCCACGCAGUCGACCCUAACCCCGAGUUAACAAAACUGCCGCCGCCGCUGCCACCAACAGUGCUACCACCAUCACAUCUACCUCCAUCCAAUACGCCAGUGUUUCUUCUCAUUGUCAUAUCUGACGAUAUAUCGUGUGUUCUGCUGCACCCAUCUGGCUUACAAUGUCACCUACCCGUACUCACUCACCAUACGCAUUUUAGAUGACUUUGAACUCAGCUGUGUCCAGACACGUUUGGAGUGUUCUGACGAGGGCAUCGAGGUUCAUGCCGCACAGUCGUACGUGGAGGCGGAACACAAAGCUGAGCUGACCACGGUCGAGGGUAGGCAUUAUCUGCAAAUCGUCAUUUGGCAUUUUUUCCGUUUUAUUACUUAGAGGCUUCCGUAUCAUAUGGUGAAAUUUGUCUCACCACAAAUGUACGAUGAGCUCUCUCACACGCAAUCUUACUGCUGUGGAUGUUGUAGAUGAUACGGAUUUGCUGUUUGCGUCGGAAGUCCGAAGGGAGGCGGAGGAUGCCUCUGUCAUCCUGUCAACCAGGACGUCAGCUCAGAUUGAGCACAAAUGGCGAAUGUCCGCGGCAAACGGUAGGUCAAUCUAUUCUCCACAUAUUAUCCUGGUGCAGUCACUGAGAGCAUUUUACCCACUGCAGACCAAAUUCCCUCCAUUGAACUCCCCUCAAUGAAAGUCCGCGCCAAUGACAGUUGUUUGACGAACUCGGCUCCAUGCGACUUUAAAUUAUAAAGUGCAGAUUGGUCAGAUUUGGAGACACUAAAAUGAUCCAAUGCAACUUACUCUUUUUCAUCAGAAAAUGGAAUGUGCAUGGUGUGCAUAGGUGGGCCCGGUGAUGUGUUCAUCAACUUGCAUUAUCUCACUCAUGGGUGUUGAAAGUCAGAUGUGUAUUUUUGGAAAACUGGAACCACUCUUCUAGGCUGAAUUCACCCCUGCGUGUACCAGUACAAAACAGAAGAGAGGCCGCUUCCCCAAUAUGGUUUAGCCUAAAAUUGGUACUGCAGUCUGGAUUAAUGCCUCCAGCGUCUCCAUUACAUGACGUCCAAGUAAAGGCAAUAAGCGCACCUUACGAGUGAACUGCAACCGAUUUGCCAUUUCACUACUUAACGCAACAACUAGGCUUCCAAUUUAAACAGCCUUUUGAAUUAAAUGCCCGAUGUUUCCUAGGUGACAACAACGCGGAGGCCAUCUUUCCGGUGGUCUUCAGCGACCCCCUCACCUGGCUGGCGGCCUGUGGGGACAAUCCAAUUUUAGUGCCCCCGAUGGAUUCAUCUGACGAAUUUGGUGAGUUGACAUUUUGA